Histoplasma capsulatum G186AR is the source of this 13053-nucleotide messenger RNA. RefSeq names its product dynein heavy chain. The coding region runs from base 1 to 13053 and encodes 4350 amino acids. Lineage: Eukaryota; Fungi; Ascomycota; Eurotiomycetes; Onygenales; Ajellomycetaceae. Gene Ontology annotation, molecular function: dynein intermediate chain binding; minus-end-directed microtubule motor activity; dynein light intermediate chain binding. The record is from RefSeq and is a predicted model, not a curated record. The transcript is spliced from 5 exons. Gene Ontology annotation, cellular component: dynein complex. Gene Ontology annotation, biological process: microtubule-based movement.
AUGCCCAACGCCGGAUCCCGUGACCAAAUAACACGCCGCGUGCAACCAAAAGUUUCCAUCCAGUCUCUCGAUCAGAGCAACAAUCCUCAUUUUGAUGCCAAUAUGGAGGUGGUUCUGCCAGGGGUGCCCAACGGCCUUGCGCCGCCCACUCAACCUCCAUCUGUUGAUCCGGCUACUGUUGUCCAAUAUUUAACGGAGACCCUACAGAGCACACUCGACGCUCUGAAAACCGAUUUAGAGAGCGCUGGAAGCUUCUUGUCCAAGGCAAAAUACCCUGAAACCAUUCAACGGUGCUCUCGUUUCGCCUCAGAAUCUCAGGUUGCGUUGUAUGUCCAAAAGGAUGCUAUUGAGCUGGAACAGACGAACGGGACGGAGGAGGGUACCCCUUCCCCAACUAGAUAUGUGUAUAUCCUCACUCUCGAGUUAUCACUUUCCCCUACCACCGUUGCUUCGAUGGCCUUCACGAGGCAGCUUCAGCCAUUAGAUCCGAAUAUCCCAAUAUCCGCCCAAGUCCAUGCCACGAGUCUUCCGGGCUUCCUGUCACCGAUACAGAUGGCUUUGAAUCAAGGCACUACUACAGCUUCACCUCUUCAGACGCUUCAUACCUUUGUUAACCAUGUACUGGGACCGUAUUUUGAUGCCUAUACGAGUGGCCAGGAACGGGUGAACGGGGUGAAAGGGAGGGGCGAUAGCGAUGCGAAGACGGGAGUGCCUGUAACCAAAAAGAAGAUUGCGGAGUUGAAAUCAAGCCUGUUGCAGCUACAAGAGAAUAUUGAAAUUCCCGUGCUGAAUCUUCCAUUGCAUGAGGUCGUCCAGGGAGCAUUGGACCAGGCUGCGGCACGAGGAAUUAAACCUUCUACCGAUCUCAUCCCGGCAUCAGUGCUUGAAAAUACCAUUGUUCUUAACAGUAUCCAGAACAUUGUGAAUGGCUGGAUCAAAUCAAUCCAGACUACCACUCAAAUGUCUAGGGAUGAUAUCAAGGGAUCCGCAAUACAGGAAAUCAAUUUUUGGUUAUCGAUGGAAACUGCCUUGGAAGCGAUCGAGGACCAACUACGCAGUGAUGGAGUGCAACUUACGAUGGAUAUCCUGCGGCAUGCAAAACGAUUUAAUGUAACACUUAGUUUUUCGGCAGAUACCGGACUAAAGGAGACUGCGGAAACGGUCCAGAAAUACAAUCAACUUAUGCGAGAUUUCCCACUUGAUGAACUUUUGUCCGCUACCUCUCUACCGAAGGUGCACGAUGCCCUGAACCUUAUAUUCUCUCAUUUGAACAAGAAACUCCGCAUUUGCCCCUAUCCUAUCAAGCGUUCUCUUUUACUGGUGGAGGCAAUUUCCGGUGAUUUGGAUACCCAAAUCCGAACCCUGAUACACGGACGCUCUAUUAUGCACUUAAGUUUCAAAGAAUUCCGCGCUUUAAUGCGGUCGGCUCAAGUCAUCUGGCGCGCCUGGGAUGAGAAUGUGAAGGAAUUUACAAAUGUUGCUCGUGAUGCUAUAAGACGGCGGAAUGAGAAGUUCAUCUCCAUCAAAGUGGAACCAAGACAUAGCGCAAUUCAAGAUCGAUUGAAGUACAUCAAUACCUUCCGCAACAACCACGAACAGCUGCAACGAACUAUCGUGAACGUUCUUGGACCUAACGCAAACAUGUCAGCAGGUGCUAAUACUGAUGGAGCUGUGACCGUGGAGGAAAUUGGUGAUGUCGAUGCCCUGGAUGAAGUUUCUCAAGCAUAUGCGUCUUUGAAGGAUGUCGACGUUCUAGAUGUAUCUGAAGAAGGUACUCAAAUAUGGAUCCAGGCCGAAGCUUCAUAUAAUGAGCGCACUUCUAGAGUGGAAAAUUCAAUAAUCGCCCAACUCAAGGACCGCCUGGCUACCGCGAAGAACGCUACGGAGAUGUUCCGUGUCUUUUCAAAAUUCAAUGCCCUGCUUGUCCGACCCAAGAUUCGAAGUGCUAUUAGUAUACACCAAUCUGAAUUAAUCGAGCUAGUUAAGCACGAUAUUGCAAAACUGCAUGAGAGAUUCAAGCAACAGUAUGGUCAUUCUCAAGCACAUCCCAUGGCGCAGCUACGAGAUCUUCCUCCGGUAUCAGGUGCAAUCGUCUGGGCUCGUCAGAUUGAACGGCAACUUGAUGGCUAUAUGAGAAAGGUCGAGGACGUUCUGGGAGAAGACUGGGACUUGCAUGCUGAAGGGCAGAAACUCCAGGCUGAAAGUAACAUGUUCCGAAAGAAGCUUGAUACGCGACCUAUAUUUCAGAACUGGUUACAGGAUGUUCAACGACGAAAUAUUACGAUUUCCGGCCGCUUGUUUAAGAUUUUCCGCAAUCGUGCGACGGGGAACACUUUAGAACUAGAUGUUAAUUUCGACCCGCAGAUUAUUGUGCUUUUCAAGGAAGUUAGAAACCUUGUCUGGCUCAAUUAUCAAGUUCCUCAUGCUAUCAACACGAUUUCCAAAGAAGCGAAACGAGUGUACCCAUACGCCAUCAGUUUAAUUGAAAGUGUCCGAACUGCCUUGCAAACAAUGCGUUCGAUCUCAUCUAUGGCUGAGGUUUCCAUUCUUUUGAGUGGGUACAAAAACGACGUCCAGGCUUUAAUCAUGAAGGGUCUUCCAUUGCGCUGGGAGUCAUUUAUACAUUCUUAUGAACUCCACAUCAAGCAGGUAAUGGCCAAUGGGGCAGUUGAUCCCUCACCAGCGCAGGGUCGAAGUGAAAGCAAGCAUGUUCAAUUUGUUCGCGAAUUUGCUGCCUCGGCCUUUGUUCUUCAGUCGAAAACUUCAACCCUCUUUGCAAUUAACGAAAGUAUCCAGAAAGCCAUUACCGAUCUCAGGACUUGCCCUUACGAUGCGUCCAUCUUCCGCCAGCGCCUGGAUGAAAUCCAAAAUUCUGUCGAUAAGUUGAACCUGGAGAACUAUGUGAAUCUCGGCUAUUGGGUUUCUAAUAUGAACAAGACAAUCGAACUUAUUCUCCAAGAGCGCUUACACCGCGCGAUAAGAGAGUGGAUUUUAGCGUUCCAGGAAAUCAAGUAUGAUGAGAACGGUGUCCAACGGAAAACGUAUGCUGAAACCUCAAAGACAGCAAAUGACGCCGAAACACAAACCUACACGAUUGAGUUCCCCAAGCUUUUCCAUGAAAUUUCCAUGAGAAAUCAAGUACUUCGCUUAGAUCCUCCUCUGGAGUACGCAAGAGCUAGCUGGUUUGCUCAUUUCGACCAAUGGGUUGGAGUUCUUUGCAAUCUAGAGAAAAUUAAAUCGGCGCGAUAUAAGAUGUCAAUCGAGACGGAAAAGGCUCGGCUAUCCGAAACCCACUUCACAAAUCUCCCACAAUAUUGUACCAGUGAAUUAGUCGAGGUGUAUUCUGUAAUUGGUGCUAGACUAGAAGACAUCUCGGACUACGUGGAUAAAUGGCUACAAUUUCAAUCCUUGUGGGAUCUUCAAGCCUCCCAAGUUUACGACACGCUGGGUGACGAUUUGUCCCGAUGGUUGCAACUUCUCCAGGAAAUCCGUAAAAGCCGCGCAACAUUUGAUACUUCUGAAGUUGGCAAAUCAUUCGGCAAUGUUAGGAUCGAUUAUGAGCAAGUGCAGACCAAGGUUAAUGCCAGAUAUGACCAAUGGCAACACGAAAUUUUGCACAAGUUUGGCGGCAAGUUUGCCAGUCGUAUGCGCGAAGUCCAUGAUGAAAUCGUCUCUGCCAAGAAAGAUCUGGAGAGCCAGACGCUGGAAGCUUCAUCAACUGCACAUGCCGUUUCGUUCAUUACAAUCGUCCAGCAAUGCAAGCGAAAGGCGCGAGUGUGGGGUCCGGAAGUUGAUCUCUUCCUCCAGGGUCAGGCUACCCUGACUCGACAGCGCUAUCAUUUCCCCAGCGACUGGUUACAUGUUGAGCAGGUUCGGGAUGACUGGAACGCCCUCAGCGAGCUCCUUGAACGAAAGAGCAAGAUCGUGCAAGACCAAACUGAUGCCCUUCAGGCAAAAAUCAUUGCAGAGGACCGUGUUAUCAGUAACAAGAUCGCCGAAAUAAUCCACCAGUGGAACGAGGAGAAGCCAGUUUCCGGCUCUAUUCCGCCGGAAGAGGCCUCUAGAACACUAAGCUCCUUCCAAUCACGAUUGGAAAACCUCCGCUCUGAAUCUGAAAUGGUCACCAAAGCGAAGGAGGCCCUUGACUUGCCCGGAAGUCCGGAAACGGCUCUUGCGGCUGUACUUGAAGAAGUGCAGGAUUUCAUGUCGGUCUGGGCAGCAUUGUCAACGAUCUGGAAAAGCUUGAAUGAACUAAGGGACGUGCUAUGGAAUAGUGUCCAGCCGAGAAAACUUCGCCAGUCGCUUGACGGGCUUAUCAAAAUGACAAAGGAAAUGCCGAGUCGGAUGCGACAAUAUGCUGCCUUCGAACAUAUCCAGGCUACUUUGCGCCAGCUUCUCAAAGUCAAUCCUUUGCUUUCCGAUAUGAAAUCCGAAGCCGUCCGGGAGCGACAUUGGCAAAAGAUCUUUAAAGUUCUUAAACCAGGCAAACGGUUCUCCCAAAUCUCACUCACCCUUGGUGACGUUUGGGAUCUGCAGCUGGCUGCCAGCGAAUCUGUUAUUCGUGAUAUUAUCGCCCAAGCCCAAGGUGAAAUGGCCUUGGAAGAAUUCUUAAAAAUGGUCCGCGAAACAUGGCAAAAUUAUUCUCUCGACCUUGUGAACUACCAGAACAAAUGCCGCUUGAUCAAGGGCUUCGAUGACCUGUUCGCUAAAUGCAGCGAGAACCUCAACUCUCUUCAAGCAAUGAAGCAUUCACCUUAUUACAAAGAAUUUGAGGAAGACGCUAGUUCUUGGGAGGAUAAACUAAACAGAGUUCACGUUCUCUUCGAUGUCUGGAUUGACGUUCAGCGACAAUGGGUAUAUCUUGAGGGCGUUUUCACUGGAAAUGCGGAUAUCAAGCACUUGCUUCCUGUCGAAUCUGGCCGAUUCCAAAAUAUCAAUUCCGAAUUUUUCGCUGUCAUGAAGAAGGUCUAUAAGUCCCCCUUCGUUUUAGACAUUCUUGCUAUUGCUGGAGUUCAAAAAUCCCUCGAGCGAUUGGCGGAGCUUCUUCACAAAAUCCAAAAAGCCCUUGGAGAGUACUUGGAGCGAGAACGCAUGUCUUUCCCACGGUUUUAUUUCGUUGGCGACGAGGAUCUCCUUGAGAUUAUUGGUAAUAGCAAUGACACUCUUCGUGUUGCGAAACACUUCAAGAAGAUGUUUGCUGGGCUCUCUGGUUUAUUGAUGGAUGACGACGGCAACAUUGUUGGAUUCAGCUCAAAAGAAGGAGAGGAAGUUAGGCUGAAGCGAGAGGUUUCGCCUAUUAAAACCCCGAGGAUCAAUGACUGGCUGAGUGCUUUGGAUACUAACAUGAAGCUAACAUUGGCUGAAUUGCUAGCGGAGGCAAUUGAACAAUUCGAACCCAUUUAUAGCGCCCCUGAAGUCGAUCAGACUGCAUUUAGCGACUUCCUCGCCAAUUAUCCAGCUCAGAUAGUCGUUCUUAGUAGUCAAGUUGUCUGGACUCAAGCUGUCCAAUCCGCUCUUGAGGCCGGGGGAAGUGGCUUACCCGCGCUCUAUGAUGCGGAGCGAGACUCGAUUGCCAAGCUAAUCAGGUUUAAUGCUUCCUCACCAACACACUAUCUCUGGCUUUUACAAAUGCGAUAUGUAUACCAGGCUCAAGGAGACUUUUCACAGCGACUUCACGUCCACAUGGCAAACGCGAAACUGGAUUACGGCUUUGAGUACCUCGGUGUCCCUGAACGACUCGUACGAACUCCGCUGACAGACCGUUGUUUCUUGACGCUUACUCAAGCGUUGUGUCAGCGACUGGGUGGCUCUCCGUACGGCCCGGCUGGAACUGGAAAAACUGAAUCAGUCAAAGCAUUAGGCCUUCAGCUCGGUCGAUUUACGCUUGUCUUCUGCUGUGAUGAUACAUUUGACUUCCAAGCCAUGGGCAGAAUUUUCUUGGGUAUCUGUCAAGUGGGUGCAUGGGGCUGUUUCGAUGAAUUCAACCGUCUGGAGGAAAGGAUACUGUCUGCGGUUUCACAGCAGAUUCAAAAUAUUCAGAUUGGACUGAAAAAUAGUAGUGAUGAGGAGAAGGCCCAAAUCGAGCUCGUCGGUCGCCAACUGCGGGUCAACUUGAACACUGGAAUUUUCAUCACGAUGAACCCUGGAUACGCUGGUCGAUCCAACCUUCCUGACAACUUGAAGAAGCUAUUCCGCAGUGUAGCUAUGUCCAAGCCCGAUAAGGAAUUAAUUGCAGAAGUCAUGCUCUUCUCCCAAGGAUUCAAACAAGCCAAGCCUUUAUCAAGACAAACUGUUCCAUUCUUUGAACACUGCGCCAAACGCCUGACGAAACAAGCACAUUACGAUUUUGGUCUACGUGCUUUGAAGAGUGUCCUUGUCAGCUCUGGUGGACUUAAACGUUUACGUCUUGCAAAUUCCGACGGCGACCUCGGGCCUAAUGAGAUUAUCGAACCCCAAAUCAUUGUCCAAAGCAUUAGGGAAACAAUCGCACCAAAACUAAUUCGAGAAGAUGUUGAGACUAUGUUGCAGAUCCAGACUGAUGAAUUCCCUGGAGUUGAGUAUGUUCCCGCGAACUUCGAGAAGCUGACGCAGGCCAUUCGCGAUAUUGCCUGGGAAAAUCAUUACGUUGCUAGUGACACAUGGAUCGCGAAGACCUUGCAACUUUACCAGAUUCAGGGCAUCCACCAUGGUGUCAUGAUGGUGGGAAGAUCCGGUGCUGGUAAAAGUGCAGCAUGGAAGACACUACUCGAGGCAAUGCAGAGAGUGGAAGGGAUCGAAGGAGUUUGCCAUGUUAUCGACUCUAAGGUCAUGUCUAAGGAAGCCCUUUACGGUAACCUUGAUAGCACUACCCGAGAAUGGACUGAUGGUCUCUUCACUGGAAUUCUCAGAAAAAUCGUCGAUAACCUUCGAGGUGAGGAUUCAAAACGACAUUGGAUUGUAUUCGAUGGAGAUGUUGAUCCGGAAUGGGUGGAAAAUCUGAACAGCGUCUUGGAUGACAACAAAUUACUUACUCUUCCAAACGGCGAACGUCUGAAUCUGCCUGCAAAUGUCCGGAUUAUGUUCGAAGUUGAGACUCUUAAAUACGCCACUCUUGCAACAGUUAGUCGAUGCGGUAUGGUCUGGUUUAGCGACGACACUGUAACUCCCAAUAUGAUGGUGACCAACUAUAUUGAGUCUUUGAAAACAAGAACCUUUGAAGAUCUUGAUGAUGAUAGCGUACCAUCUGGCCAAUCUUCCGCGAAGACGCUGGAAACUCAGAAAAUGCUUGCCAACUUGCUGGAAGGCCUCCUCCAGAACGAUGACCUCAUUCUAAAAGCACUCGAAGAGGCAAAAAAAUAUAAUCACAUCAUGCAAUUCAGUGAUAUUCGGGCUCUUAACACCCUCUUCAGCUUACUGAAUAAGUCCUGCCGAAAUAUCCUUGAGUACAAUAUUCAGCAUAUUGAUUUCCCGUUGGACCCAGAGAAAGCCGAGUCUUACAUGUCGAAGAAGCUUUUACUAGCACUUGUUUGGUCUCUUACUGGUGACUGCACCUUAGGUGACCGAAAAGCAUUCGGCGAAUAUGUCACUGCAUUUUCUACGAUUGACUCUCCCCUACUCAAUGAAACUUCUUCCCUCAUAGACUUUGAUGUCUCACUUCCUAAAGCUGAAUGGACCACUUGGCAAUCACAAGUGCCAUCUAUUGAGAUAAAUACACACUCCGUCACGCAAACAGAUGUCAUUAUCCCUACAUUGGACACGGUGCGCCACGAAGAUGUUCUUUAUUCAUGGCUGGCUGAGCAUAAACCACUCCUGCUUUGCGGCCCUCCUGGUUCCGGAAAGACCAUGACCUUGUUCUCCGCCUUGAGAAAGCUUCCUAACAUGGAGGUGGUUGGACUUAACUUUUCUAGUGCUACGACUCCUGAUCUUCUCAUUAAGACAUUCGAGCAAUACUGCGAGUACAAGAAAACUCUUAAUGGCGUUGUUAUGUCUCCCAAUCAGAUUGGUCGCUGGUUGGUGAUAUUCUGUGACGAAAUAAAUCUUCCAGCCCCUGACCAAUACGGUACGCAACGCGCAAUUUCCUUCCUCAGACAGCUAGUUGAGCAAAACGGCUUCUGGCGGACGACAGAUAAAACUUGGGUUACACUAGAUCGCAUUCAGUUUGUUGGUGCUUGUAACCCUCCAACUGAUGCCGGUCGUACUCCACUUGGCGAACGUUUCCUUCGACAUGCUCCCCUUAUCAUGGUAGACUACCCUGGAGAACUCUCUCUGAUGCAGAUUUAUGGAACGUUCAAUUCUGCCAUCCUCAAGAUUAUACCUCUACUCCGUGGAUAUUCUGAAGCAUUAACUAAGGCCAUGGUUCAAUUUUACCUAGAGUCACAAGCAAGAUUCACGCCACAGAUCCAACCUCAUUAUGUCUACUCUCCCCGAGAACUCACAAGAUGGGUUCGCGGCGUCUAUGAAGCAAUAAAGCCACUGGAAACACUGUCUCUCGAAGGGCUAGUGCGAAUCUGGGCCCAUGAAGCUCUGCGCUUGUUCCAGGACCGGCUUGUCGAUGAAGAUGAGAGAACAUGGACCUCAGAUGCUGUGAAACGAAUUGCACUGGAAAACUUCCCGACCAUGGAAGAGCAACAGGCAUUACAGGCACCUAUUUUAUUUUCGAACUGGCUAUCCAAACAUUACGUCCCAGUUGAGCAAGAGCAGCUCCGUGAAUUCGUCAAAGCAAGACUCAAGACCUUCUGCGAGGAAGAGGUUGACGUGCCUCUUGUGUUAUUUAAUGAUGUUCUAGAGCAUGCUCUCCGCAUUGAUCGUGUGUUCCGUCAGCCCCAAGGACACCUCAUUCUCAUUGGUGUAAGUGGAAGCGGUAAAACAACAUUGUCACGUUUCGUUGCUUGGAUGAAUGGCUUGAAAGUGUUCCAGAUCAAAGUCCAUGGCAAAUACUCAGCAGAAGAUUUCGAUGAGGACCUCAGAAGUGUUUUGCGCAGAGCAGGAUGCAAAGGCGAAAAGAUAUGCUUUAUUAUGGACGAAUCCAAUGUUCUUGAUUCGGGCUUCCUAGAACGGAUGAACACACUUCUGGCCAACGCUGAAGUUCCCGGCCUCUUCGAGGGUGAUGAAUUCGCUUCAUUGAUGACGGCUUGCAAGGAAGGUGCACAGAGACAGGGACUGUUGCUGGAUUCUCAAGAGGAACUCUAUAAAUGGUUCACACAACAAAUCGUCAAGAAUCUUCACGUUGUAUUUACCAUGAAUCCUCCAGAGGAUGGCCUCUCUUCCAAAGCGGCGACAAGUCCUGCGCUUUUCAAUCGAUGCGUUCUCAACUGGCUCGGCGACUGGUCGGAUCAAGCUCUCUUCCAAGUCGGCUCCGAGCUUACCCAAUCUGUUGAUCUCGACAAGGCCAACUUCGUUGCGCCCGAUGGCAUCCCGGUCGCUUAUCGUGGUCUCAAUCUUCCUGCUUCCCACCGAGACACGGUCAUUAACUCAAUGGUUUAUAUCCACUACUCUCUUCAGAAAUUCAACCAGCGUCUACAAAAGCAGCAAGGCCGAAUCACUUAUCUUACUCCCCGCCAUUAUCUUGAUUUUGUCGCUCAAUAUGUGAAACUUUUCAAUGAAAAGCGGGAAGAUCUGGAAGAACAACAACGCCAUCUGAAUGUCGGUCUUGAGAAGCUCCGCGAUACUGUGGAGAAAGUCAGCGAAUUACGACGGAGCCUUGCUGAGAAGAAGCGCCAACUCGAACAGAAAGAUGUGGAGGCGAAUGAAAAGUUGCAACGCAUGGUUGCCGAUCAACAAGAGGCCGAGCGACGUAAAGCGGCUUCCCUUGAAAUACAAGUGGCACUAGAAAAGCAAGAGCAUGAAGUAGCUCGUCGAAAAGAAAUCGUCUUGGGCGAUCUUGCCAAGGCUGAACCUGCCGUGCUUGAAGCUCAGAAGAGUGUCAGCAAUAUUAAGCGACAGCACCUCACUGAAGUUCGUGCAAUGGGAAAUCCGCCUGCAAGUGUUCGGCUUGCGCUGGAAUCAGUGUGCACUCUGCUUGGUCAUAGAGUUGAUAGCUGGAAAACCAUUCAAGCGAUUAUUCGGAGGGAUGAUUUUAUUGCUAGUAUUGUCAAUUACAACAACGAAAAACAAAUGACCCGUAGCCUGAGGAACAAGAUGCGUGUGGAUUAUCUUUCCAAAGACGAAUUCACUUUCGAGAGAGUAUACCAUGCCAGCAAAGCUUGUGGCCCGCUAGUCAAGUGGGUUGAAGCUCAGGUGAACUACUCUGAAAUUUUGGAUAGAGUCGGACCACUCCGAGGCGAAGUCGAUCAACUAGAACAGCAGGCAUUGCAAACUAAGGCGGAAGCACAGGCCAUCGAAAACACCAUAAACACCCUGGAAAGCAGUAUUGCCACCUACAAAACUGAGUACGCGGGACUUAUUAGCGAAACCCAGGCCAUUAAGACCGAGAUGUCGCGCGUGCAAUUUAAGGUCGACAGAAGUGUCCGUUUGCUAGACAGCCUGUCUUCGGAAAGAUCUCGUUGGGAGGAAGGAAGCAAAUCCUUCGAGACACAGAUAUCCACUCUUGUCGGAGAUGUCCUCAUUGCAGCUGCUUUCCUCGCAUAUGGUGGCUUGUACGACCAACAGUUUCGAAAGGCAAUGAUCGAUGACUGGGUGUACCAAUUAGGCCAGUCAGGGAUCAGCUUCAAGCCCCACAACCCCAUUACUGAGUACCUGUCGAAUGCAGAUGAGCGACUAUCCUGGCAAGACCAUUCGCUUCCAGUUGAUGACCUGUGCACGGAAAAUGCUAUUAUUUUAAAGCGCUUCAACAGAUACCCGCUUAUCAUCGACCCUUCUGGCCGCGUUACUGAAUUUCUGCAGAAGGAGAGCAAAGACCGGAAACUUACAGUUACUAGCUUCUUGGACGACUCGUUUAUCAAACAGCUGGAGAGCGCAUUACGGUUCGGCAACCCAAUUCUUAUCCAAGACGCUGAGUAUCUGGACCCGAUUCUCAAUCAUGUUCUCAACAAAGAAUACCAGAAAACUGGUGGCCGUGUCCUUAUCCAGUUGGGUAGACAGGAAAUUGACUUUUCCCCUGCCUUCAAAUUGUUCUUAUCGACAAGAGACCCGUCUGCAACUUUCGCCCCAGACAUCUGCAGCAGAACGACUUUCGUUAACUUCACUGUCACCCAGAGCAGUCUCCAGACUCAGUCUCUAAAUGAAGUGCUCAAGUUUGAACGCCCCGAUGUUGACGAACGCCGAACGAAUCUCAUUAAACUCCAAGGCGAAUUUAAGAUCCACUUGCGCCAAUUGGAAAAACGUCUUCUACAAGCCUUGAACGAGUCUAGAGGUAACAUCCUCGAUGACGACAAUGUCAUCGAAACCCUGGAGACAUUGAAAAAGGAAGCUGGUGAAAUUUCCAACAAGAUGGUUGAGACUGAAGGUGUCAUGACCGAAGUUGAAAACAUUACACUUCAGUAUAACAUCAUUGCACGAUCCUGCAGUGCCGUAUUCGCUGUUCUUGAGCAACUUCAUCACCUUAAUCACUUCUACCAAUUCUCUCUGCAGUACUUUGUCGACAUUUUUAACACUGUCCUCCACCAGAAUAAACAUCUCGCCCAGGAAAAAGACCAUUCUGCAAGAGUCAACAUCAUCCUCCGUGACCUGUUCAUUACCGCCUACCAAAGAACUUCACUUGGCCUUCUCCAGAAAGACAGAAUAACACUCGCUAUGCUUUUAGCUCAAGCCUCGCCUUAUUCUAUGGAUAAGGGAAUUAUAGACACUAUUCUGGACACGAGUGUCGAGGGGUGUGAUGUAUCCUUAAACAAGGAUCUCAAAGAUUCCGUAAUGGCAACUGCUUCGCAGAUGUCACUCUUCAGUUCAUAUUUGCCAUCAGUUACUCCAGAGGCUUGGGAGAGGUUCCUCUCAGAAGAGUUUGCUGAAAAUUUUGUCCCUACUGUCUGGGAGGAAGGCACCAGCCCCCGUGACCAGCAACUCCGGUCGCUUCUCUUGGUGAAACUCUUCCGCAUUGACAGAUUUGUCCCUACUGCUGAAAAAUUUGUUACUGAAGUUUUUGGACGGGAGCUCUUUGAGAGCAGCGGAGAUCUUAAAGAUGUCGUUGAACAGGUUACUGCCACCGCCCCUAUUUCACUAAGCUCAAGUCCCGGUUUCGAUGCCAGCUACAAGGUAGAUGGACUUGUCGAACGGAUGCACGCAACUUGUGCAAACAUUGCCAUGGGUUCGAACGAAGGAGUUGAGAGCGCGGACAAAGCUAUCAGUAACGCGGCUGCAACUGGCACCUGGGUCCUUGUCAAAAACGUACAUCUUGCGCCGUCUUGGCUUCAAAGUCUCGAAAAACGCCUUGACUCUCUCAAACCACAUAGCGAUUUCAGACUUUUCCUAUCCAUGGAGUCGAGUCCCAAAAUACCUGUCAAUUUGAUUCGAGCUUCGCGAGUUCUGAUGUUUGAGCAACCCGCGGGUGUACGCGCCAAUAUGAAGGACUCUCUGUCAUCCCUAUCCGCCAGAGCCAGUAAGCCACCAGUGGAGAAAGCUCGUAUUUAUCUGUUGCUCUCAUUCCUACAUGCAGUCGUUCAGGAGAGACUUCGCUACGCACCUAGCUUGGGAUGGAAAGGUUUCUGGGAAUUCAAUGACAGCGAUUAUGAAUGUUCUGCGUUUAUAAUCGACACGUGGGUUGACUCGAUUGCCCAAGGCCGUUCCAACGUCGCGCCGCAGAAAUUCCCUUGGGACUUGCUCCGCACAUUGAUUACCGAAACAUACGGUGGUAAAAUCGACGAUAGCGGGGAUUUCCAGCUUCUCAACGAUCUUGUUAACAGCAUCCUGACUCCAGCUGCUUUUGAGGAUGAACACAACCUAGUUGCUGGUAUUGAAGAUGAUGAUUGCCUUAAGCUACCCUCAGGAACUAGUAUGCGAGACUUUAUUGAAUGGGUCAAUCGACUACCCGAGCGUGAACCCCCAACGUAUCUGGGGCUGCCUGCCAACGCAGAAAAAUUGCUUCUUGUUGGAUAUGGCAAGACAAUGAUUGAGAACCUUGCCAAGGUUACCAACCUUCUCGAUGAGGGAGAACAGUUGAUGGUCGAGGCGACUGCUCUAUAA